Molecule: messenger RNA, 1816 nt
Organism: Nicotiana tabacum (common tobacco)
Lineage: Eukaryota; Viridiplantae; Streptophyta; Magnoliopsida; Solanales; Solanaceae
Source: RefSeq, a predicted model, not a curated record
UAGAUGAAGUUUACGCCGACACGUCAUCGAAAUACCACCAGCGCAUUUUAGAAAUUUGCGCCCUUUCACCACCAUCAUAUACCGUAACCGACCGCCAAUCUUCACCUUGCUUUCAAAUUAUAAAAGCCCGCUCAACUGAAAAAGCCGAACUUGGUACCCUACCGGCGCAGCAUAGCAUAUUCCGCCGAGUUGUUUCUCCUAACUGUUUCACUGACGAUGUCCGAUCAAAACCCUAAACCCUGAUUCAAUUUUCCCGCCAAUUUCUUUUCUCAGGGAUAUGGGAAGCAUUAAGCGAUUGCCUGAGGGUAUUCGGAGCUCAAUUAGAUCAGGGUUUAUAUUGUAUGAUUUCACAAGGGUUGUUGAGGAGUUGGUUUUCAACAGCCUUGAUGCUGGUGCUACCAAGGUAUAUGUUGCUCUUAGUGUUGGGACCUGCUAUAUUAAGGUGAAUGACAACGGAUCUGGUGUUUCACGAGACGGACUGGUGCUGAUAGGAGAAAGAUAUGUGACAUCAAAAUACAGACACUUGGAUGAUGUGCAUGCUUUCCCAGCAAGCUUUGGCUUUAAAGGAGAGGCUCUGAGCUCUAUUUCUGACGUUUCUUUGUUGGAAAUUGUUACGAAAACUCACGGAAAGCCAAAUGGAUAUCAUAAGGUUUUGAAGGACGGCAAGUGUUUGUACCUUGGAAUUGAUGAUGAUAGACAAGAUGUUGGUACAACAGUCAUUGUUCGUGAUUUAUUUUACAACCAACCAGUUCGAAGGAAGCAAAUGCUCUCCAACCCAAAGAGGAUCUUGCAUUCCGUGAAAGAGUGUCUGCUAAGAAUCGCCCUUGUGCAUCCCAGUGUCUCCUUCAGAAUUGUUGAUAUUGAAAGUGAGGAUGACCUGCUUUGCACGCGUGCUUCUCCUUCUCCGUUGCCCCUGUUGUCCAGUGGGUUUGGUAUUCAGGAUUUGAGCUCCCUAAACAAAUUGAAUGCAAGUGAUGGUUCACUCAACCUCUCUGGAUACAUCUCAGGUCCUGAUGUUUACACGAUGAAGGUCCUUCAAUAUUUCUACAUCAAUUUAAGAUUUGUUUCCAAGGGACCAAUACAUAAACUACUCAAUAACUUAGCAAUGAGCUUUGACAACGCUUCUGAUGUUGAGCGGCGAAGUAGCUCCCAGAUGUAUCCACUGUUUUUGUUGAACCUAAACUGCCCAAGAUCUUUUUAUGAUUUAACUUUGGAGCCAUCAAAGGCCUCUGUGGAAUUUAAGGAUUUCAAAGUGUUAAAAAAAGGACCCCAACAGGCAAGACCCUGGCAUAAUGGCUGUUUCUGGAGAACAGAGUAAUCUCCUUAUUGUUGUGGGAGAACAGUGCAAAACCAUGUUUCUAAACUUCUUUGGUUGCAAAACCAAACAGGUCAGUGUUAACAACGAUAUGUCAUACAAAUUUGUCUUACUGAUUGGAAUGUUGUAUUUCUUAGUAUGACUUGUUUGCUGCAUCUGUGACUGAUAAUUCUUACAGUUUCAAAUUCUCCUGGUUUUUGCUUACCCAUUCAUUUCCACUUCCCUUUAAAUGAAUUUUGCAGUCUGAUUUACAUAGACACAUUUCCUUUUUAGCUUUUUGGUUUAGACCAUAAAAUGUUAAUACUGUGGAUAGGAUGAUGGAUUUCUUCAGCUUCCUGCAGUAACUGUAAAGGGUCUGCACUGUUUGUAAUUUUGGCACAAUCUUUAUGCUCCAUUUAUACAACCUUACCAUGCUCAAAAUAAAAAAGAAUUUGCUACAUCAAUCUACUUCAUUGAGUUUAUGUGCCAUGUAGGUUAAGAGAGGAAUGGCUUGAGGUAUCA